GCUGCCCGAACCACCCCCCCCCCCGGGGAUGGAGGGCGGAGGCAGGAGGGGUGCCGAAGGCUUUGCUCCCGACACGCGUCCCCGAAGCCAUGAGGGUGCCAAAGGCACUCCUCCCUCCCCCCAGCAGAGGGAUGCCUGGAUUAUUUGCUCCCCUGUCGGCUCCUCCAUUUCCUGAUGACGGUUGCAUUGGGUAAACUGGCAAACUGACACAGGAAGCCCAGGGUAAGUCGCAAACCAAGGUGGCAUUAAGAAAUCUGCCCACCAUUGGCACGAGAGCUCCUUAAAUCCAGCUCUGCAGCAGGGGCAGCCCGGCUCUCUGACCCCCAUCCCUUCAAGCUGGUACCCAUGGGAAUGCAGAGCAGGGGCAGCAGCUGACGGGGGAUGAAAGGCAACACAGCAGGCAGCACCAGGCCACCGUCAGCCCUGGGGACAUCCUGGGAGGUGUCCCUGGGCCACGGCAGGGCUCUGUUCUCACUUGCACCCUCUGUGCCAUGGGAGAUUUCAUCCCAGUUAGCUCGAGGCGUAAAAGCAACCAGGCACAGGCUGGGAAGCUGCUCUGCUUUCUCUCUUCCUUUUCCCAGCAAGCAACGUCUCCUCCACCCAAGGGAAAGCUACCGGGCAGUGCCACAGGCCAAGCUGCCCCCACAGAUCUGUGGCAGCAAAACCAAACCCCCCAUCACCCCUUAGGAUUGCGUAUCUCCAUCCAAAGUGAUUGCACAAGGCAGCAAUACUGAGAGGAGGACAGGGGGUACCCGCCGGUGCCCAUACAGCGGCUGUGCCCACAGCACCACCCUGCAGGGUUAUUUAACCCCCCCCCCAGCCUCAGGUGGCCUCACAGGAGGUGGUGGUGGCCCACGCUGCAUCAGCAUGCUCUCUGCUCUGCUCAUCCUCAGCCUGGGGGUCUCUGCGCUGGGUCCAACAGGUGCUCACAGCAGUUGGGUCAUCGGGGGAAAGGCAGUGGUGCCACACUCGCGGCCCUUCAUCGCCUCCAUCCAGAUGGACGGGCAGCACUUCUGUGGGGGCUUCCUGGUGUGGCCCAGGUGGGUGAUGACAGCCGCCCACUGCCCCGUUCCCAGGCGCAACCCCUCCGUCCGCGUGGUGCUGGGAGCACACAGCCUGGAGCAGCCCGAAGAGUCCCAGCAGGAGUUCAGCGUCGAGGAAUCCAUCGCGCAUCCCCUCUACGACCCUCGGACGGUGGACAACGACAUCCGACUGCUCAAGCUGAACCACAUGGCCACGCUGAACGCAUUUGUGAAGCGCAUCCGCCUGCCCCGGCCACACAUCGACCUGAAACCAGGCACCCUCUGCUCCGUGGUGGGUUGGGGGGACAUCUCCAACUACGGCGAGCGGCCCAUCCAGCUGAUGGAAGCCAACACCACCAUCAUCAAGAGGAGCCUGUGUCGGACCCUAUGGAAGGGCCGUGUCUCAGGCAACAUGCUGUGCGGGGCCAGCCACAAUGCCACACUGCAGGGCGUCUGUGCGGGUGAUUCUGGGGGACCCCUGGUCUUCAAAGGGAAGGUUUAUGGUGUCGUCUCGUUCUCCGGGGAGAGAUGUGGGGACCGCCGGUACCCCGACAUUUUCACCAGGAUCUCCAACUACAUCGACUGGGUGCAUCAAGUUGUGCUCAGCCAUCGCCAGCCCCAAGGGCAGAAGAAGCACAAACCGGGCCCAGAGGAGGGGGAGGACCAAGGAGCAGCGGGGUGGGAAAGGCCAGGCCUCCCACAACCCUCUCCGACUCCAAGGGCUUUAAUGUUCAAUGGGAACUGACACCAGGGCUCAUCACUCCUGCCUCAGUUUCCCUACGUGCUCCAAGGCAAUGCA
Molecule: messenger RNA, 1821 nt
Organism: Lagopus leucura (white-tailed ptarmigan)
Lineage: Eukaryota; Metazoa; Chordata; Aves; Galliformes; Phasianidae
Product: serine protease 57-like
Biological process (GO): proteolysis
Molecular function (GO): serine-type endopeptidase activity
Source: RefSeq, a predicted model, not a curated record